Pimephales promelas (fathead minnow) is the source of this 8031-nucleotide messenger RNA. RefSeq names its product Kruppel like factor 13 (gene klf13). Lineage: Eukaryota; Metazoa; Chordata; Actinopteri; Cypriniformes; Leuciscidae. Gene Ontology annotation, molecular function: DNA-binding transcription factor activity, RNA polymerase II-specific; RNA polymerase II cis-regulatory region sequence-specific DNA binding. The record is from RefSeq and is a predicted model, not a curated record. Gene Ontology annotation, biological process: regulation of transcription by RNA polymerase II.
CGUCGUGAGGACUACAGCCACGAUGGGAGUUUUGAUACUCAAUCAAGACAAGUUUUCAGUGGUCUCUUCACCGGAAACUUCUCUCUAAAGGAAGAAAGCAGUCGGUGUCGCGUGCUCACGGCUUGAUCUCGCAUGAUUUACAUGCAGGAUGUCAGUAUUGCUCAAAAGCCGGUAAGAUAGUGCAAAGUGAGUUUGCUUAUGAGAGCUGCCUAUUCAGCACCACACAAAGGGGAUCUACUGAGUUCAGUGGUCUGCUGUCAUUGGGUUUGAAUGUCAUAAAGAAUUUCUACUCUUAAAACGAAAUGGAUCACUUCGCAGCAGAGUGCCUUGUGUCAAUGUCCAGCCAAGCAAUUGUCCACGGUCCAAAAGGGAAUAGGGAGAUCAAGCCCGAAACUGCGUCUGCACAGAGGAAUGGAGAAGAAACCAGGGAGCCUUUGAAAGACAACUCAUCUCUUUUUGUGGUGGCGAGAAUUCUGGCGGAUUUUAAUCAACAGACCCCCACCAAUUUUGCCGAGCAGGCAAAAGUAAAAGAGGAGAGCACACCACCAACAGCAACCCCGACCCGAGAUGAUGGGAACUCUGCCACACCUACCACCAUCACCGGCGACCCUGCUCUUAAACAAAGAAACAAACGAUUUAGGGGGCGAAUUGAACAAGAACCCCCACAGAAAAAGCACAAAUGCCACUAUUCAGGUUGUGAAAAAGUUUAUGGCAAAUCGUCCCAUCUCAAAGCCCACCUAAGGACACAUACAGGAGAGCGCCCCUUUCCUUGCACCUGGACCGACUGCAGUAAGAAGUUUGCUCGCUCUGAUGAGCUGGCACGGCACUAUCGCACCCACACGGGAGAGAAGAAGUUCGGCUGCCCCCUCUGCGACAAGCGAUUCAUGAGGAGCGACCACCUGAUGAAACAUGCACGCCGUCACUCCGACUUCCAGCCGGCCAUGCUGAAGAGGCAGCAUAGCGGUGGCAACGCCACCGUUUCGGGCAGCACGCGCCCCGGCUCCCUCAGCGAUUACAGUCGAUCCGAUGCCUCAAGCCCCACCCUUAGCCCCGCCCUCAGCCCAGCCAACUCGCCUUAACCUGGCCGCACUUUCUGCCCACAGCGCCUGGGUCUCCAGGCUGAUUUUUUUCUUCUCUAUCCAUUGUUUUUCUUUCCCCCCAAAAAAUAACCGGCGUAAUAAGCACCCAUGCUAAACCCCGUCGCUUGCUGUGGUGUACUGUACUGUACAUAACUGCUUCUUGUAGUGCAAUUUUCUUGUGCAACCCCUAAAAGAGAAAAAAACAAAAAAGAAAAUGCCUUUUCCACAUGGCAAUAUUUACAUGAUGUACCAUAUGUCUGUAUUUUUAUAGCUUGUGGCCACCGCCUCUUUCCAUUACGCUUUUUUUUUUUUUUUGCUGAUUCUUUCAUAUACAACCGCUCUGUUCAAGUGAACUAAAAAGUUGAAAGGUUUGACAGGUAAAGAUGUUUCUUUUUUUUCUUUUUUUUAAUUUAAAACGGGUGAGGGAGAGGGGCACACACACACCUCAGGAUUCAGAACAGUUUUUUUUCUCCUUUAAUACUCACAUUGACUGCACAAUACAAGCAUCACUUUACUCCGAAAUUCAACAGAGGUUGAAUUUUGCGCCCUGCUCAGGGAUGGCCUCGUUAGCUUGAAAGAAUGAACAUGAUGAAGAUAAACAUACAUUAAGAAACAGCCUUACACUUGGACAAAAGGAACUUUUGCACUCUUUUUUUUUUUUGAGUUGGUCGGUUUUCACAUCAGGGGAAGUAAAUUCUGGGUUUUGACAGUCAUUCAUACUCUUUAAUGUUUGUAAAUCGUUCUUUUAAAGAGAGUGGCAGAACCACUCACCAGAUACAAAGGGUUAGAGGGUAAUUCUGUCUUGAGACUGGAAAUUACUUCAUUUUCAACAUCUCUAUCUCCCGAUAACCCUGUACUCGCAAAGAGCUGUGCUGUUUCAAAGGGAAUCCUCUCAAUAUAGCAUGAAUGUCGUGAUCAAUCCACUUUUACAUGCUCGAGCCACCCAAUGAAGAGAACAGACAGCACCACUUCUCUCAGUGGACUAAACUAAACUCCCCUUGAAAAUUUGGAGGCUGAAGUUUCAAAGCAGCUGUUUCCUCAAUAAAAACAGCACAAUCAUCAACUUCAGGGUUUUUACUAAAGUACGACACAUUCAAAGGCACUCGUCUGGAUGUGCACCUACUUCAGAUAAAAAAUAAAGACAAAAAAAGCACAUGAGCAGAAUCCACCAAAGACCAAGGUGUGAACGAGAGAACUCUUUUUAGGAAGAGGGAAGGGAGGGAGGGAUGUUGGCAUUCUCUCAGGUAACAUCAGAAGUCCAUCUGCAGAGGCCUUCCACUUAGGAAACUGCAUCAUCCUACACAGGGCUAUUCAUAGCACACUAGCCAGGGAGACGAGAGCAUUACAGUGGAGCUUUACGCACUCUGUCUCGCUCACUCUAGCUGACGAGAAGGAGUGGGCGUAUGAGAGAGAUGGAUGGAGGGCCAAUGUAAAAGUUUAAAAGAAAGAUAUCAGUGUCAUAACCAGGUGCCAUGCAACAAUUAGUAAGGUGAUAGUAAAGGAUUAUUAUACAGCUAUGUGAAUCUGGAAUUUGGGCCAAUGAGAUUGCAAAACAAACGAAAAUCAAAACCAUGGAAUUGACAUGGCUUAUUAAUCAGCCUGGUCUGUCGGUAAUCACAAAAUGGAGAAAUUUUGACAGAAUAAUUGUCCUCGGCUGCAUUUUUCAAAAACCUGGAAAGCCUAAGUAGAUCGUAGAGUCCCCUGGUGCCAAUGAUUUCUAAACUCUAUUUAGGCUUAUUUAUAAGAUACUGUUAUCAUCCGAUACCGAUAAUCUCAAAGUUACCAAAUGAUUAAUCUGACUAAUCGGCCUAGCCAAUAUAUAUUUAUAUAUAUAUUCGCCUGUCGGACACUGUUAUCGCCAGAAUGACCAAUUAUCUGCAGAUUAACUGGCCUUGCUGAUAUAUCAGUCGAUCAGUUAGGACACAGAUAAUACAACAACUCAAUGUGAAUUAGAUUGCCAUAGUGUGUAGGCCAACUCACUUUAUGGUGAGGAGAGCAACAGGCCUCCAUGAGAACAAAGAGUGCUAUCUGCAGGAGGCAGGAAAGAGGGGGUUGACCCAUAGCGAGACAGAUAAAGACUGAAGCUUUAUCUGGAGCUGAGCACUCCAGCAGAAGAAACACCCAGUCAGCUCCCUCUCUCUCUCACACACAAACCUCCCUCCCCUCUGCACUACUCCCCUCUCACCCGCCAACAGCAUCCCACAAUGCAUUGCAGGAGCUUAAAGAGGGAAAAUGGCUUCGUCUGAUUGGAUAGCAUCCAAGCAGCCGGCGGGUGGGGGGUUGUAAUAGAGGAAGUUCAGGCCCAAAUCAUAACGUCUCACCGACAAUGGUCUCAUCUCAAUGAGAUGUUAUCAGUGUUUUUUUCCCCCUCCAGUUCGCCACUGUCGUUUUCUCAGAAGAGAUCAGUCACACUUUCCUUAAAAGACUGUACUUUUCCACAAGCACAGGGAAACAAUCGCACAUCCUUUUUUUUUUUUUUUUUUUUACUGUUACGGAGCACUGAUGCAUCAGUGUGUCCACUCGUUACCUCAAUGAACAGCUGCUUUCAAACUUAACUCAAUAAAAACGGGACUUUAGGCAUUACUCUUCGAUUUGUACAUAUUCAUACAUAUCACUUAAACAGUGAAUUUGCCGUCCUUUGUCGCUUCAGCCUCAGAGGAUGAAGGGACAGCAUGAGAAACUGUCGACCGGGCCUUACUCGCUCAGGCGAAAGGCAUACAAGACCCUCCAGGAACUGAGGCACCACUAUCAAAACUGUUGUGGUGCCGCCUCAUUCACGGUCUCACUUUCCCACGCGCAAUGUUCCAAAAGUGACACUUUAAUAUUCGUUUAGGAACAGUUCUUCAAUUUAUAUUCAUAAGCUCAUUAGUCAAAACCAGCCAUCUUGUCUUGUCUCGUCUCUUGCACGUUUUCCUUGCACACCCUCCAUGCCCAGUGCGGGGAGACCAGCAUCAGAGCCACCCAGCUGGACGAGCGCUCCGGGGUUUGAGGAGCAGGUGGGGAGGCCUGUGAAUGCCAGGCCUUGUCCCCCCUUUAUCCUUCCUAACAGUCCCCCAUCCCCCUCCCAGGGCCUCUCUCAUAGCCUGAAAAAGAAGAAAAAAAACAUAAUCACGGCUUUCAGCUAAAGAAAACAGCCCUAAUCAAAAUAAACAGUGCCACGGCGGCAUUAUUUCUGCAAUAAACCCACCCGUAAAGCCGUCUAGCUGGGGUUGCACACUCCCCUUUCAGAUGCGACGUCAACCAUCGCCAUUGCGACUUUGCCAACUUUAGCGUAUUUCUCGUCCAGAAUUUCACAUCAGCUUUACUUCCAAAGAAAGCUGGCCACAUAUGUUCACUGUGUGGAAGAAUCUUUACUCAUUUGUAGACAUUUUACAUUAGAAUCUGUUCAGCCGCCCUUUGUAUCUGCAAAUUCCCCCAACUGCUGGUUAGGAGAGGGUAUUUCAGGGAAUACAAGGGCGGAAUAAGACCAACCUCCUCUUCAUUAGUACUUCUCAAACCUGGUAAAACAUGUUGGGUAUCGUUCAGUGAACCUCGAAAACCUGAAACCAACAGAAGUCUCUCGCAUUUGGGUACUGAUUAGAUAGAGUAUACAUGACUAAGUAUAUAUUUUUUUUUCCUUACAAUACUUACUGAAAUGAAUAUUUUCUCAAUGGAAAUCCAGUCAGCCCGGGUUAGUGUGGAUUACAUGUAAAACCGAACACGUGUGCUUAUGUUUCUGUAUUUUUCACUGUACCGAUACUACUUGAAUGCGAAGCAAGACCAUUGAACACAGGUGGAAACAAGUCAAACUGUACCUGCUAAGUUUCUCGGCUUACAACCCAUGGAUGUACUCAUUUCCCUUUAUUUGUUAUAUUUCUGCAUUGUGGUGUAAUUUUUUUUCUGAUUUUCUUUGUGUUCAGAUCUUAGCUGUUAUUAUCAUAAUUAUUAUUAUUAUUAUUACUGAUAUUUCUUGCAAAGUUUGUUAGUGUUUCAUAAGGCUUUCUUUUCGGUCUGUUGCAACGAUGCUAGUAAAUUUGGACACUGAAAGCUCUUUGUCAGGAUAUAGAUGUAUAACCACCAAAUUCAGAAACAUGGACGGUAAAAGGUGGUUUUAGUUGGAAAAAAAAGGGAAAUAUCUUGACUUCUCAAAAGCAUUGCGUGAGACUGAGUGCGAUUCGCACAAUCAAGUUCGAUAUCGCAUUACCAUAGAGACCACAGCAUUGUGAGUAGAUAGUCACUUUCAUGUUUUAUUGUUUUCUUUGUUAUUUAACGUUAGAAUUCCACCUAUGUGUUAAUUUUUUUUUCUGUCAUGUAUUUUUUCAAUCUCAUACCUCUAAAAAAUCAAGAAGGUUAUGAAAAUGAUUUUUUUUUUUGUUGAUGGGGUGGGGUAGGGGAAUUCAUAUCUGAAAGAAUUGUAAAUUUAAAACAAUAUUUUUGAUGAAUUAUCAGGGUCUUAUGAGCCACAGAGCAUCAUAUUGUAAGCGAAUCAUCUUUCGUGAAACUAAUUUUACCAGUGGAUUGCAUAAACCCACACUCCCGACGAUUUGUUUUGUAUAAGGCUAUUUGUUCACAACAUCCAAUAAUGAUAAUCCUACAUUGUACAAACUGCUUGUUAGUUCAAUAAAACGUGCCAAAGGCAUUAGAAGGGUGAUUUUAUUUGAUCAUAUACAGUGAUAGUCAAGAUAAAUACGACCUUGUACAGUUUUCUAUGAGCGAUGUACGUUUUUAUGUGUAUGUAGCGGGGUGAAUGAUGUUUUUAGAGUUCUAAUUUUGCCGUGAUCUCGAUGUAGUUUUUGUUUCCUUUAGUUGCUUUUCUUCAUUUGUCAUUGUUGUACAGAACAAAUGCACAUACUAGUAAAAGUGAAAACUCGGAUAUUAACCUGUCCACCAUCCUACGUGAAAGCUCUACCAUUCCAAAGGAUUGCAAUUACAUUUGCUAUAAAUAUGCUGCUUAUAUCCAACCAAUGCAUCAAAGCUUAAUUUCUUUAUGUAUUUAUUUUGCAAUUACUCUUUUUGACUGUGAUAUAUGUAUUACAUGACUUUUGUUACUAUAGUUCAAUUUGGUACUGUGUUCCUCUUUGCUGUCCUUCUGACGUUUAUUUGUCUGUAAACUUGCUUCAUACUCUCUGUACCUAAAGAAACAGCCAUGUUCUGAUACAUUAAACAGAACCCUUGACCCUUUCAGAAUAGAGAACAGACAAGAUGGCAAGAAGUGUGCAGUUAUCAGUUCCAAUAUUGUCUUCCCAUGCAAAAUAAGGUCAGUUUGAAUAACUGAUGUUCUCAGUGCUGAAGGAGGGUUUACUUUAAAGAGCUGUAGGAUGCGAUUGCCAAGGAUGCUGUAGUGCCACGACAAGUAAUUUCGCCCUCGCUUUUGGCAUUGGGUGCAUUGGAAGUCUCUCAUUGAAUUAUUGUUUUAAAGACGUUACCAAAGGCUUCAGGAUCGAAAUAAUGAAUGUUCAUGUUAGUUGGGAAGUUUCAGAAGAAUUUUUUUUUUUUUUGCUGAAAGAUUCUCAUGCACCCUGAACUCAUUUUUAGUGGAAUCAAUCAAACUAGGCUGUUUUCAAUAUGGAUAUGCAAAAUCGAUUUGGUUAACCGUUAUUUACACAUUCUAAGCCAUUGGAAAGGCUUUUUUGAUUUAAUAUAGUCCCAAGGUACCUGGGAAUAAAUCCACAUACAUUGUCUUUAUAGUCCCACGGUGCAGUCAAAGAUCUCGUACUGGUGAAAGUUACACUGUGUUUUUGCAGUUAGAUGUUUCUCCAAAGAACCUAUGGAUGUUUAAAUGCCAUUCAGUGAUUGUGUAUCCAGGUUUAACAAAGCUUCAGACAUUGACACGCUUCAGGAAUCACUUUAGAAAUGGAUAUUUACAAUGUCAUGGGCUGAAAAGUUUAGGUCUGGGUGGUAACCUCUAAUGGUUGAUGUGGAUUGAAGUCUUAGCCGUGGCUUGGUUUCGACUGUUGUUUAUGUUUUGUCUCUUGCUCCGCUCAGGAGACACUAACUGCUUUUGAGGGCUGUGGUCAUUUCUGUUAGUCUGGUCGUCUGCCAAAUCGUGUGGUUGGGUUCGCACAACCUCACGCCUGUAAAAAGCAACCCAUUUGUCUCUGAACCCCAGGUGUGGUGACCUAACUCCCCUAAUUUAGGGAGAAUCACGCAGACGACCCCCAACCGAACAGCGAAACUCAUUUCAAAUUGAUACGCCGACAUUUCCCAUAUGAUUAAACCCCGGUCUGAAAAUAAGACACUGUGAAAGAGCCAUCCGAAAGACUUUCUCUCCGACACCUGUGAAAUCAUGUGUUCUUUGUUCCGGAUACGGGAACAAAAUAAUUUCAAAUUCCUCCCUCUUCAUACAUACCAGUUUAGCACGUUGUGUGCUAACACUCUCCUAUUGUAGAGAUCUCAAUAAAUGUUGUAUAUUGAAUCGUAAUGAGGCACUAGCGGCCUCAUGCUGUCCUGUAGACGUUCGCCGCGUGAACUCGACUUGCCUUCCUAAUGUACGUAUUCGUCUGUAUUUUAACAAUCUCUUUUAACGACACCGUGUGAUGCCUGCUCCAGUGACUACAUUGCGCUGGGUUUCUAUUUCCCAGCACCUCUGUACUUUGUACAAUAGCUCUUCUUUAGCAAUGGCCAGUUCUGUUCUCCAUAACCUCAUUCAAGACGACUGCCGCAUAAUGAAACUAUUUUUGAUUUUAUUUUGAUUUGCAAUCAACCAAAUCACUACAGUGAAGUAUUACAGUUGUACAGUUCCUUGAAUUAUUCAGAUUAUAUUAUUGUUGCUGGUCUAUGGUUGCUCUGCUGUAUCUUUUUAUGACCUACUUUUUUUUUUUUUUUUACAUGUUAGACAAUAUUGUGACUAUGUCCUAUGCAAAUAUGAGAAUUAACAAGAAUUUGUCAAAUAAUGUAUGUUGUCUGUCUUAACUUGUAUGCAUGAAAUAGUGAAGUUUACAUUUGAGAAUAAAUUCAUAAAUAAGAAGCAUUA